UUCUGGGCCUCAGUGGUCCAAAUGGGAUGCUCUCUCUGAUCUUUGAGAUCUCACUUGUCAACUCACAGGUUGACUGCAUUAGAUGUAUCUCUUCAGUUCUUUUUUUCCAGAUACCAUUUUGAAAUAAUUGCAACCAGUUACUAAAAUCAUGAGCUGCAGCCAUAACAAAAAAAAAUAAUAAUUCCAGGAAACUCACAUACAAGAGGAAAUUGUCGCAACUGCACUUUUGAAGAGUCACAAAUAGAUCAAUGCAAGCUGCAGCUUAGGGCAGAACAAACUUUCCCUCUUAGUCUGUAUCUACUCAGUCUGACAGAUGCUAUGGAUGGUAUCACAAACGUCGGGAGUUCUAACAUAUACAUACAGGCAUUUCACACUGAGUUACAGCUAAGUAAAAUGAAAUAGUCAAAUGACUAAAAUGGACAGCUAAGGCAGCAAGCUGACAAAUAGCUUCUAACCGGGUCCAGAUGCUUUUUCUUUCUGCGUAAUUUGAAAUCUAACAUUUCCAGACAUGACAUGCAGUUUAGCUCUUUUCCCUCCAGCCUGAACUUGCAUGCUGGAACCACACAUUAUGCUAAUGAUCUCCAAGGACCUAGCACUGCUGUUGCUUAGGAACAAAAGUUUUACAGGCUGCAGACGGAGAACUGAACAGAGGCACUGUAGCCAGGGAAGUCCUUUUUCAACUCUUCUUCCCCUCAGUAAACUCAUAUACACAAUAGUUUCUUGAAGAAGAGCAGACCAGAGGAAGACUGCACGGUAACAGACCAUGAAGGCUCACCACACAUUGCUGAAAGAAAGAAGCAGCUUGUGACAUCGGUACCACGGCUUUUAAGACUGCCUAUCUGCUAGCUGGAAUUGACAGUCACUGCUUUCAAAGGCUGGGGCUCCCUACUUCUUCCAGAGUCUGGUGUGUUUGUCUUUCUCUGAGGAAAGAUGGCCAAGGGAAAAGGAAAAGGUCCUAAAGGAAAAAAAAUUACCUUGAAAACUGCGAAAAAUUCCAUCAGGAUCUCUUUUGAUGGAGGUCGCCGUCUUGACUUAAGUAAGAUGGGUAUCACUACCUUUCCCAAAUGCAUUCUAAAAUUGGCUGAUGUGGAUGAGCUUGAUUUGAGCAGAAACAUGCUAAAAAAGAUCCCAAACAGCAUUGAGAAGUUCCAGAAACUGCGCUGGCUGGACCUGCACAGCAAUCAGCUCGAAGAGUUGCCCAAGACAGUAGGUACACUUCAGAAUCUUUUCUACCUGAAUAUAUGUAACAACAAGCUGACCAGCAAAAAUUUGCCAGAGGAGUUGAACCUUCUAAAGAACCUGCGUAUUCUCAAUCUUGGUUUGAACUGUCUUGACAGCAUCCCUCCUACACUUGGGGCCCUGAAGGAACUUAAGGAGUUAGGUCUCUUUGACAACUUCUUGACCACUAUCCCAAACAGUGUGAAAAGGCUUCCCAAGCUCCAGAAAAUGAACACAGAAAGAAACCCUUUCCCUGAGUCAAAAAAAGAAGAGUAUGUCGACCCCAUCAAGCGCGUAGAAUCGCUUUACUUAGUACAAGAGAAAGACCUAUGCUGUUCCUGCCUGAAGACCUGUCAGGGAGAACGGGACAAACUAAACAAGUUUAAGAACAUAAUGCCCUGCCCCUCCAAGAAGCUCAGUUUUCCUUUACUCCUUACGCCCAAUUCCACUGCAAUGGAUAACCAAGAACAAUGGAGAUUAAAAGAUGAACAUCUGUGAAAUGUACAAAUGUGCUCCAUGGGCCACGUCCUAUGAAAUCCAGCUCAAGCUAAUUAAAAAGCUAUCCGCCUGCCCUUUUCUGUAGUUAUCUUCAUUUAAAGAUAUCCAGUUUUAGAAGCAGAUCUGAGGCGGUAUUUAAAACCAAAUCCCAAACAAGUAAAACAAAUGUACAUUUAGAAAAGGACACAUUGGAAGGACUGCUUUCUAGCAACUGGGCCUGCUCCUACAACAUGUUAUUUUGGUUCUUUUUGUUU
This is a messenger RNA of Meleagris gallopavo (turkey), 1970 nucleotides long. The record is from RefSeq and is a predicted model, not a curated record. Lineage: Eukaryota; Metazoa; Chordata; Aves; Galliformes; Phasianidae.